Molecule: messenger RNA, 4203 nt
Organism: Acipenser ruthenus (sterlet)
Lineage: Eukaryota; Metazoa; Chordata; Actinopteri; Acipenseriformes; Acipenseridae
Product: LIM and senescent cell antigen-like-containing domain protein 1
Exons: 11
Coding region: 111-1409 (432 amino acids)
Biological process (GO): cell-cell junction organization; cell-cell adhesion; positive regulation of integrin-mediated signaling pathway
Cellular component (GO): cytoplasm; focal adhesion; cell-cell junction
Source: RefSeq, a predicted model, not a curated record
UUUUUUUCUUUGGGAUUUGGGAAGUCUCUGGCAUAUUGUUUGGGCUUCGUAGUGCAAAGCUGUGUUUGCAGAGGCUGAAGUUCCUGUGGAUUGUGUGUCCCGGUUUAAGGAUGGAGGUGCAGAACAGUGUGCUGCCCAAUGUGAUCCCAGAGGAUCGGGAGGUUCAGCAUUCGGUGGUUAAUGGGGUUCAACUCGUUGAUGGCGGGGAGGAUGAAGUGCCCGUCUCCAAAUCCCAGAGGAGACGCAGUGACAUAAAAGUGUACAAGGAGUUCUGUGACUUUUAUGCACGAUUCAACAUGGCAAAUGCUCUGGCAAAUGCCAUCUGUGAGCGCUGCAAGAGUGGCUUUGAACCGGCUGAGAAGAUUGUGAACAGUAACGGCGAGCUGUACCAUGAGCAGUGCUUCGUGUGCGCACAGUGUUUCCAGCAGUUCCCAGAGGGCCUCUUCUACGAGUUUGAAGGGAGAAAAUACUGUGAGCAUGAUUUCCAGAUGCUGUUUGCCCCCUGUUGCCAUCAGUGUGGCGAGUUCAUCAUUGGUCGUGUGAUAAAGGCGAUGAACAAUAGUUGGCAUCCCGACUGCUUCUGCUGUGACAUCUGCCAACAAGUCCUUGCUGACGUGGGCUUUGUGAAGAAUGCUGGCAGACACCUUUGUCGCCCUUGUCACAACCGUGAGAAAGCUAGAGGUCUGGGGAAGUACAUCUGUCAGAAGUGUCACGCCAUCAUUGACGAGCUGCCUUUGAUUUUCAAGAAUGAUCCGUACCACCCGGAUCACUUCAACUGCACCAACUGCGGUAAGGAGCUGACUGCUGAUGCUCGUGAACUAAAAGGGGAGUUGUAUUGCCUGCCCUGCCAUGACAAGAUGGGAGUUCCCAUUUGUGGUGCCUGCCGAAGACCCAUUGAAGGGCGUGUGGUCAACGCCAUGGGCAAGCAGUGGCACGUGGAGCAUUUUGUGUGUGCUAAGUGUGAAAAGCCAUUCCUUGGCCACCGUCACUAUGAAAGGAAGGGAUUGGCUUAUUGUGAAACUCACUACAAUCAGCUGUUUGGUGAUGUUUGCUACCACUGCAACCGUGUGAUUGAAGGAGAUGUUGUAUCUGCACUGAACAAGGCUUGGUGUGUAAACUGCUUUGCCUGUUCUACUUGCAACACCAAGCUGACACUCAAGGACAAAUUCGUUGAGAUUGAUCUAAAGCCGGUCUGCAAGCCCUGCUAUGAGAGAAUGCCUGAGGAGCUAAAGCGUCGGCUGGCCAAACGCGAAAGAGACUCCAAAGAAAAGAAAAAGAAAAUGCCAAUCUGUUUGAACAAGUUUGUGGAGUUUGACAUGAAACCAGUCUGCAAGAAAUGCUAUGAGAAGUUCCCUCUGGAGCUGAAGAAAAGACUAAAGAAGCUGGCUGAAACUGUUGGACGUAAAUAAACUGCAAGCUGUGCACUUUGCACAGUUCAGACAAGAAUGCUAGCCAUACUGAGCUUGGUUAGAACCAAAAUGUGUUUAAUACACACAGAAUCUGAAGGUUUGGAAACGCAAAACUGUAUAUUCAUUGGAAAUAAAACUGAUGGAUUUAGUUUUAAAAUAAUUUUGAAAACAUCGAGGUAUGAAAAGAUCAGGAUAAUAGAUUUUCUCAAAGAACGAUCUUGUCAUUUAUACUGUACCUGUUUAGGAUUUUGUAUUUUACACCUAUGUAUUAACAAAACACACUUCUAUCUUAGCUAAGCCAAAUGUUACUCUGUCUUUCUGUACUCUCUUUUAUGACAAUUCUACUCCAAUGCAUGAUGUGCAAAUUGAAAUUAAGUUCAUAUUAAUCCCUUUAAGGUUGUGGAGAAACAAAAACUUGUACAACUAACAAGAACAUGGGAACUUGCGUGCUCCUAAAUUUAUGGAAUGCAUUUAUUAAUAAAGACAUUUAGAUUGUAAAACGCCCAAAGAAACUAUAUUAAAUGUUUUUUGUCCAAUUUGUAAUGUAGGUCUUACUCCAUUUAUAAAACAUUUGUUAAUGUGGUUGACUACUAUUAACAAGGAAUACCUGUUUAUUACAAUCACAUUUUAAUGAUUCAUUACUAAUGUAGAGAUUAAUGCUUGGUUAUGUAUAAAUGCCUUACAUAUUCUUGUAACAUUAUAUUGCUAUAGCCUUUUAUUGUGAAGAAAUGGCUAAUGUUUAUAACACUUUCAGGACACAGAACUACAUGCAUUAUUGAUGGUUUAUAACAGAUUUGUAAACUUAGAUGUUACCGAUUUUAAUGCAGCGGUGCUUCCUUAAUGGUGUAAUAGUCAAGCCUAUUGGAAACUCGCUAGCCCCCACAGUGUACGGGCAGCAUAGAAAGUGAGUGAGUGGGUCCAAAUACAUGACAACUUUGACCCGAAAAUCGCAUAAGGAACAAGAAAAAAAGGGAAGUUGUUAGAAAAUGUAUUUUCAAAGGCUUGAUUUUAAUAUGGCUUUUAAAAUGGACUGUUUCUAUUGGCAAUUGUAUAGCCUGCUAUUUUUCCUGCAUGUUUAUUAUAUAUAUAUAUAUAUAUAUAUAUAUAUAUCCACACCCCCUUGAACUUUUUUCACAUUUUGUUGUGUCAGUGCCUCAGAGUUUCAUGCAUUUAAAUGAGGAUUUUUUUUCCACUUAUCUACACACCAUACUCCACACUGUUAAGGGGAAAAAAAGUUUUUAUGGGAAAAAAUAUAUAUAUUAAAUACAAAACUGAAAGAUCAUAAUUGGAUAAGUCUCCACCCCCGAGUUGGUGGAAGCACCUUUGGCAGCAAUUACAGCUGUGAGUCUGUUGGGAUAGGUCUCUACCAACUUUGCACUCCUAGAUUUAGCAAUAUUUGACCAUUCUUCUUUACAAAACUGUUCAAGCUCCGUCAAGUUCCUUGGGGAGCGUUGAUGGACAGCAAUCUUCAAGUCAUGCCACAAAUUUUCAAUUUGAAUUAGGUCGGGGCUCUGACUGGGCCACUGAAGGUCAUUUACCUUUUUGUUCCUUAGCCACUCCAGUGUAGCUUUGGCUGUGUGCUUUGGGUCGGCCUGAUCUAGGCGGGAUCUUGGUGGUGCCAUACACCUUCCACUUCUUAAUAAUCAUCUUGACCGUGCUCCAAGGGAUAUUCGAGGCCUUUGAUAUUUUUAUUAUACCCAUCCCCUGAUCUUUCCAACCCUGGAACCUACAGGAACUGCUGAAUUUAUCCUGAAAUCAUGUGAAUCACUACAAUUUAACACAAGUGGAGGCCACUUAACUUGGUGUGUGAUUUUGAAGGCGAUUGGUUACACCUGAGCUAAUUUAGGAUUGCUAUUACUAGGGGGAUGGAAACUUAUCCAACCAAGCUAUUUCAGUUUUUAUUUUUAAUUAAUUUUCUACAAAUUUCUAGAAUAUCUUUUUUCACUUGGAAGUUGUGGUGUAGGAUGUGUAGAUAAAUGAAAACAAAAACUAUUUUAAUGCAUUUUAAUUCCAGGCUAUAAGGCAACAAAAGGUAAAAAUAUUGAAAGGAGGUACAGACUUUCUAUAGGCACUGUGUAUAUGUGUGUGUAUUAUAUAUAUAUAUAUAUAUAUAUAUAUAUAUAUAUAUAUAUAUAUAUAUAUAUAUAUAUAUAUUAAUUAGUGUGUGUGUGUGCCUUAUUUUUAUAAUAGCAGUUCAAUUAGCAAUAAUCUUUAUCUGUGUAGCCCAAAUGCUAUGUUUUGACAAUAUGUACUUUUGCGAGUUAAGAUUUGUAUUUUUUCUUUUUUUGUUAAAAUCACACUGCCUUAAAUGUUAAACAACCUGAAGUACCAGAUAAUUAGAAAACCAUGGUUAUUUCUGAAGUCAGCAUUUAUUUAAGAAUUAAGAAAAUAUGUCAAGCAAGGGAUGGGAUGAAUAAAUAAAUGAUGUACACCUGUAGUGAAAACGGUACUCAGGACUUCAAAGAAUGAUCUAUAUCAAGUAUUGUUUACGUACUAUGGAACUGUUACAUUUCUAGAACAUUUCAAAUUGAUUUAUUUGUCAGAACAAAUCAUGAAAAAAUAUGGCACGAUCUGUUUCUUUGGUAAUAGUAAAUGGCAUUGUUAAUUACAAAACAAAAAUACUGCAUAAUGUUGGUUUACAUUCUGUUGCAUUGGAAAUGUUAAAAGAAAGUGUCACUCAAAGCCAUCCAACUUAAAAUUGUAUGUAUACUAAUCAUUGAAUCAGUUUUCUAGUAUGUUUCUAUGUUAUUCACAGUGACAUAUUCCAGUAUUUAAUAAAAUCUAUACCAUCAAA